AUGGUGGAGCAGAGAUGGUCUCUGGUCCCAAGGGCUGUGGUGGUCUCCCAGUCCCCAAGGGCUCCCUCCUCGAUAAAACGGAACCCAUCUGGUGGUUGCACUCCCCUCACCACCAAGAUGGGGUGCACACCGAGCCUCGGACGCUGUGGUAAGGCUGGAGUGCGCGAUGAAGGUAGGGUCUCGGGAAGUGCGACAUGGUACUGA
Auxenochlorella protothecoides is the source of this 204-nucleotide messenger RNA. RefSeq lists its product as hypothetical. The coding region runs from base 1 to 204 and encodes 67 amino acids. The record is from RefSeq and is a predicted model, not a curated record. The transcript has a single exon. NCBI's taxonomy places the organism in Eukaryota, Viridiplantae, Chlorophyta, Trebouxiophyceae, Chlorellales, Chlorellaceae.